AUGGGAUGUUUUCGAAGUCAGGGAAAACUCACUGCCUCAUUGUCGACCAAUGGCCAGGUGUUCGAACAUGGCGGAACGCUGCUGGCGAAGAUCGAAAUGCAGAACCGUCACUGGCGAAGGCGUCGCAAGGUGGCUCGUUUCUCGCUCAUUCAAAACGUGCUCUUCCAUUCUCACACCCUCUUCAACGCGUUACCUGAGAAUCGAAGCACUCAACGCGAGAUCGAGAUGUUCAAGUUGAAUAUCCCUCGCCGCGGCCAAUCCAUUACGGAGAACGUCAAGAUCAAACUGGCCCGAAACUUAGCACCCACUAGCAAGUCCCCUGCCAUGAUCACCGUCAGCUAUAUUCUGAAGCUGGACCUGGGAAAUCUUUGCGAACUCGUCUUGCCCAUCGCUGUCGUGUCGGAUGACGGUACCAAGAAAAGCAACUGA
This is a messenger RNA of Soboliphyme baturini, 429 nucleotides long. The record is from the annotation of a GenBank genome assembly. NCBI's taxonomy places the organism in Eukaryota, Metazoa, Nematoda, Enoplea, Dioctophymatida, Soboliphymatidae.